AUGCAUAAGGCAGAUACGAAUGAUAAACGGGAAAGGGUGGUAAAAGCAAGUCGGGAUAUCACCAUCAAUAGCAAAAAGGUCAUAUUCCAGGUGCACAGACUGAGUAAACAUAACAAAAAAGAGGUUCUUGAGAAGGCUGAAAAAGAUCUGGUAGCUGUGACAGAUCAAUAUGUGGCCUGGCUAGUAAAAGAACUUGAGGGGACUGAUUUUCGAAAGCUAAGACGAGCAUACUCUCCCGGGGUUCUGCCUUUGUUACAGCAGUAUGUUGAAGCAGUGACACUUUGCAAAUUCUGCAAAACUGGGACUCUUUUGAAUCUUGGUGAGAUUAAUGGAAUCCUCUUACCAUUGAGUGAUCCUUCUCUGGACCCAUUGCAGAUUAAUGUCCUUGACUAUCUCUUGGGGAUUCAUCAGAGCGAUUUCGAUUUGAAGCUCUGA
Molecule: messenger RNA, 435 nt
Organism: Camellia sinensis
Lineage: Eukaryota; Viridiplantae; Streptophyta; Magnoliopsida; Ericales; Theaceae
Source: RefSeq, a predicted model, not a curated record